CUUGUUUCGAAAAGGAAAACAUGACUCAAUAUCGCUGAGCGCGCCGGGAGGCCCGACUUCGGGUGCGCGUUUUCGAAUGCGCCCGGGGAUUUCGUACGGUAACUACGGUAAGUCGGUAACGAUACAAAUUCAGUCUACCGGCGUUUGCUCGUCUGUCGUGGUUUGCUCUCUCGCGUUACCAUCUCGUCGGUUUCGGUCGGUUGGCGACACGCGGCGUCUGGUCUGGCGGCGGCGACGGCGGCGGCGGCUGCGUCUGGCUGCGUCCAAUCCCUUCCCCGUCGACGUAGGGCUCCUCGUCGCGGCGCGAUUUUGCUCCAGUCGCGUCGCGGAGCGAUGGCCGAACGGUACGUCAACGAGCAGGUAACGUCCGCGGCGAGUGCCGCGCGGAUGUCGGCCGGCGGCAACAAGCCACUGUGCUGGCAGGUCCGGUUCCUCGGCAAGCAGCUCGCGCGUUGCAGCCAGCUCAACGACACGCGGCUGUCGAUCGACUCGCCGGCCGCCGGCGCGCUCGUCCACGAGGACGGCCGGCCGGCCUGCGAGGUCGUCGGCGUGUACUUCAGCUUCGUCAAUCCCGACGCGACCUGCGACGAUUUCACCCGUCAGCUGGUCGAGCUUUACACGAGUGUCAACGCCGGUAACAACGACGGCAACAACGGCGGCGGCGGCGGCUGCGGCGGCAGCGGCGCCGAGAAGAGGAAGAGAUUCGAGGUGGUGCACGUGGUGCUUUGGAGCAACGUGAUCGACGUGCUCGAGUUCGACGAAAGCUUCCGCGCCCAUGUAGUCGAUCUACCCUGGCUCGCCGUGCCGAAUCACGAUUACGAGAGAAAAACCAGACUGACUCGAAGGUAUCGAAUAAAAGCAGGCGUGCCGACGUUGAUUUUACUGGAGGCAUCCAACGGAUCUGUCAUAACAAGAGGAGGAGUCGAGCGAACGAUCGCUGAUCCUACUGGCACGGAAUUUCCUUGGAGACCUCCGCAUCCGAAAGCUGCUCUUGAGGAUGGUCCUCUUUUGUCCUGUGGAGCCCGUGACAGCAACGAGCCUAUGUUGCACGAGGAGCUCCGCCACUGUUUCAAGGGGAUUUACUUUAGUGCACACUGGUGCCCGCCUUGUAAAGCAUUCACCCCACAACUUGUGGAUACGUAUCAACGAAUCCAUGAGAGAGGUCAUGAUUUUGAAGUCAUUUUCGUAAGCUCGGACAGGAGCGAGGAUUCCUACAAUGCGUACACGGAAACAAUGCCUUGGUUGAGAAUACCUUUUAAUCAAGAAGAAAGACGUCGAAAAUUGGCAAGAGCUUUCGACGUUCAGGCAAUACCUACUCUGGUCAUUCUAGAUCCUCGCGACAAUAUAAUCACUCUGGAUGGACGCUCCGAAUUGAUUGAGGAUCCAGAGGGAUUGAAUUUUCCCUGGAGCAGUAGACUGGUGAAUAUUCUAACAGAAAAGUAUGCUACGUCGUUACACGAUGCUCCAGCCAUUAUCUUGUUUGUUGAGGGAGAUGACUGUGAGAUUCAAUUUGGAGAAAGUGUAUUACUGCCAGCUGCACAAGUGUAUAGAAGGGAUCAACCCGAUUAUGAUCCAAAUUACGACGAUCCUGAUGAUUGUUUACAAUUUUACAUAGCUUUAGACUGCGAAACAUCGGACAUUCUUCGUGAGUUUAUUGGUUUGGAUGAUGCAGUACCUCUUUUAACUGCUAUUGAUAUUCCGCGAGGGAUAUACGUCGUAAUGGAGGAUGGUGCUGAAAUUACUGUGGACUCCGUACAACAGUUCGUCGAUGGAUUUCUCAAUAACAAACUGCCAAUAAAUAAAAUAGCAGCGGUGCAUAAAACAUCAAAAAUAAGCGAACCGGCCUAAAGUCAUAUAAAACGUUAAUUAAAUACGAAAUUUGUACUUGUCAAAUUUUAUAAGAGUUGUUCAGACGAAAGUCCUUUUCUUUUUCUCAUUUCUUUUUACACUCCUGUCUCUGUGAUAUCGUCGUUCUUUACGUUAAGAAAUUCGUGUAUAAGCUAUAUUUGUUCUUACACUGAGAGAAAAAAAAUAGUUGCGAUUACCACAUAAUUACAAUUUAAUAGUCACAUUCAGUGCCAACUAUAUAUUUAUAGUUGUUUUAUUAAUGUAAUGUUGUAAUAUAGCUACUAAUUAUUACUACGUAAAUCAUGUUUAAGAAAUAAUUACAUUCAUUGUUGUGUGCAAUAAUUUAUUAAUAUAAAAACAUUUAUUUCAUUUUGUCAUCCAUAUUUUGACAUUUUAUUAUAUUAAAAUUCUAUAUGAAAUUAUAAAUAUUUAUAAUAACAUUUUUCUUUAAUUAGUAGAACUACAGACAUAACGUUGUUAUUAUUACUAAGCUGUAGCAAUAAUAAUUAUAGAAAUGGAGCUCCUAUAAUUUUUUUACCAUGCAAUUAUAGGCACAAAAACCAAUACUUUUCUCUCAGUGUACAUAAUUUUUCGCGGAUGUAACAAAAAAAAUGUAUUAUAUACCACUGUCAAAACUAAGUCGAUCAAAUUGUAUUUUUAAGUGUACGUAGAUGCACACAAAUACGUUAAUAUAUUAUAAAUUACUAAAUAAAUACAGAGUAAGCGCACUGGAGGCUUUAUGUUUAAGAUAGCCUAUUCAUCGUUAUAUAGCUUAUUCACGAGCUAUAUUAUAUUUAUCUUGCUGGUAUUAAUCUUUAAUACAUAUAUUGACGUAAUUACACAUUUGUUACAUAAAUUUAGCAUGUAGGCACUGAUGAGCAUCAUAUCAAUUGUCCGAUAUAGCAAACUUUAUUUGUAUUUAAAAAAAUUUUUUUUCUUUGAGUUCUUUUUUAUAAAAGUAUUUCAUUUAUUAUAUCUCUUAAAUUACUAAUGUAAACUUAUUGUUGUAUCCUAGCAUUUUUUAUACAACACAUACUCACACGAUGUUAUUGAUUUACAUAUCAAUCCUAAUUUAUAUAUAUUAAAUAUUUUACAAUUAUAAAGCUAUUACCGUCGCUGGUUAAAAAAAUGUACAAUGAAUUUGCGUUAAAAAAAAGACACUAUACGUCAUUAGCAAUAAAGUGCUUUGAGUUGUUUUAAUAGUCGUGUUAGUUAAAAAUUUGAUUAAAGUGAUUGUCAUAUAUAUCGUCUAUCUCUGAUAUUUUUACAUCUAUAAUGAUUAUCACGCAAGGAGUGCUGCCAAAGCAUCAAGAAACUUGGGUCUUUCUUCAAUUUUCAGUCUUAUUACUGUAAAAAGGAAAAAUGUUAAAUAUAAUUAAUUCCAUCUGGCUCAUGAAGUUAAAAAA
Molecule: messenger RNA, 3254 nt
Organism: Monomorium pharaonis (pharaoh ant)
Lineage: Eukaryota; Metazoa; Arthropoda; Insecta; Hymenoptera; Formicidae
Product: nucleoredoxin-like
Exons: 7
Coding region: 334-1848 (504 amino acids)
Source: RefSeq, a predicted model, not a curated record